AUGAGCAUGCUUUUAAGAAUAAGAAACCUAGGUCAAGCUGCAAGGAAAGAAGAGGAAGAAGAUGUAGAGGAAGUUGUGAUUGGUCAACGAAGUCUCCCAACUGAUUUUGAUCCAGCAACAUUUGAUCCUAACGACCAUCGUGGCCCUCCAUCGGAGAGAGUUUUCAGGCUUGUUGAUGAAGUGGCAUCUCUAACGCUAACUGAAGCUGCAGAAUUGGGUCUCCUUCUGAUGAAGAAAAUGGGUAUAAAGGAGAUGCCUAAUGUGGGAUUUAUGAAACCAGGAUCUGUAAAUUUGGCUGCAAUGGCAACAAAAGGACCAACAACAGCCAAAGAGGAGCAGAAGCCAGAAAAAACGGUAUUUGAAUUGAAACUGUUGUCGUAUGAAGCAGCUUCCAAAAUUAAAGUCAUCAAAGAGGUUCGCGGUUUUACUGAUUUAGGUUUGAAGGAGGCGAAGGAUUUAGUCGAAAAAACACCUUCUAUUAUUAAGAAAGGUGUUUCAAAGGAAGAAGGAGAGCAGAUAAUAGAGAAAUUGAAAGCUCUUGGUGCUAAUGUGGUUAUGGAAUGA
Molecule: messenger RNA, 564 nt
Organism: Vicia faba (fava bean)
Lineage: Eukaryota; Viridiplantae; Streptophyta; Magnoliopsida; Fabales; Fabaceae
Source: the annotation of a GenBank genome assembly